Archocentrus centrarchus (flier cichlid) is the source of this 1703-nucleotide messenger RNA. RefSeq names its product transcriptional regulator Myc-like. Gene Ontology annotation, biological process: regulation of DNA-templated transcription. The record is from RefSeq and is a predicted model, not a curated record. Lineage: Eukaryota; Metazoa; Chordata; Actinopteri; Cichliformes; Cichlidae. Gene Ontology annotation, molecular function: DNA-binding transcription factor activity; protein dimerization activity. Bases 226 to 1329 code for a protein of 367 amino acids. The transcript has 3 exons.
GCGGCGCAGGUGAUGGCCGUAAUUCAUGCUGACGCAGCAACCGCGGGGCUCCACUCAGGCACCGGCACAGCGGCUCUGAGCGCUCCCGGUUAUCGGUUACCGAGUGACUGUUUAUCACCGACAGCCUGCCGAUAAAGCUCACUGUGAGAUUUAACCGUUUGGCACGGAAACAUUUGGAGUUGACUCCGUCUUCAGUCCCGUUAACCGGAGAGUAACGCAGCCGUCAUGCCGCCGGUGUUGAACAGCACCAACUAUGAUUAUGACUACGACAUGGUCCAGCCCUGCUACUUCCUGGGUGGAGAAGAGGAAGACUUCUACCCUCCUCCACGCAGCCAGCUCCUACCGGGUCCCAGCGAAGACAUCUGGAAGAAGUUCGAGCUGCUGCCCACGCCUCCCUCGUCCCCCAGCCGGAGACCCUCCCUGUCCGCCGCCGACCACUUGGAGGCGGUGUCCGACCUCCUGGACGACGACCGCAACCCCUCUGCAGCCUUCCUGCAGUCCUUCAUCAUCCAGGACUGCAUGUGGAGCAGCAGCUUUGCCGCCGCCACCGAGCUGGAGAAGGUGGUGUCAGAGAGACUGGCCUCGCUGCAGGCUCGCGGGAACUCCUCCAACACUAAGAUCAUCGCAGACAGAUCAGCUGACGAGCAGGUGGGCGGGUCUCGAGAGAGCACAGAGUACCUGCGGGACCUGCACACCUCAGCGACAGACUGCAUCGACCCCUCUGUGGUGUUCCUGGGUGAGAAGCAGAGGGAAGAUGGCGUGGCGAUGGAGGUGGGGUCUGAGCUGAGCCUGGACUCGCCGCCGCUCAGCAGCAGUGACAGUGACUCAGAGGAGGACGAGGAUGAGGAUGAGGAAGAGAUCGACGUGGUGACGGUGGACAGAAGAAAGACACCCCGGCGGUCGCACCCGACCCCUCUGGUCCUGAAACGCUCUCACGUCAACAUCCACCAACACAACUAUGCUGCGCAGCAACCUGCCGGGAAACGGGUGAAGGUGGAGAACAGCGGCCCGGCGCAGAGGCAGAGCGCCGGGCGCCGGUGUUGGAGCCCAAAGUCGGACGGCGAGGACGACGACAAACGCAGGACUCACAACGUGCUGGAGAGGCAGCGGCGAAACGAGCUGAAGCUGAGCUUCGUGGCUCUGAGGGAGGAGGUCCCGGCGGUGGCCAACAACGAGAAAGCGGCGAAGGUGGUGAUCCUGAGGAAGGCGGUGGAGUUCAUCAUGGAGGUCAGAGAGGAGGAGAGGAAGCUGUUGGCGAAGAAGGAUGGACUGAGGAAGAGGAGUAGAGAGCUGAAGCAGAGGCUGCAGCAGCUCAGGACUUUACAUUAACUUUACUGCUCUUAGUUUCUUCAUGUUGGAAAUGACUGACGGCACCUGAACUCAGCACGGCGCCCGGGGAGCUCGCUGCUGCACUGCAAUCACAUUUUUGUCUUUAUUUAUUUAUGUUUUGCUGACAAACGUAACUUUAAAAUUUUCGUGCAUCGUUCCAGUUUGAGGGGAAAUGUGUUGACAGCUGAUUAUGAACAAUAAUUUAAUGUUUUCACUUUAUUUAAUUUUUUUACUCCCUAAAGCUUUGUAUUCUAAUUGUGAUUUUUAUCUUCAGAAUUUAUUUUUAUAAUUGUUCAAGAAUCAUGUGCACUAAAAGGAAGUACAUUUGAAGUGUUCUGAUCCUUCAGAAUAAAAGUCCUGUGUAGAUCCAUUCA